Messenger RNA from Asterias rubens (European starfish), 2380 nucleotides. RefSeq names its product rabenosyn-5-like. The record is from RefSeq and is a predicted model, not a curated record. The transcript is spliced from 9 exons. Gene Ontology annotation, molecular function: metal ion binding. NCBI's taxonomy places the organism in Eukaryota, Metazoa, Echinodermata, Asteroidea, Forcipulatida, Asteriidae. Bases 158 to 1735 code for a protein of 525 amino acids.
UGGAUGCCGUGUAUCGAUGUUGUGAGAAGUUCUUAAAAAUAAAGUAAUGAUUGUGAAGUGAUUGAAAAUGAAAGGUUACAUUUGAGGGACCAUUUUGUGACUGAUACGAAUUACAAGUGCCCACCACCACUCCAGUGCCUUGGCCACAAACCCUGCCAUGUCUGCAGCAAUGAGUGGGAGUGACUCCGCCAUUCGAGAGGGAUUCCUCUGUCCAAUCUGCUUUAAGGAUCUCAACUCUGUCUAUCAACUGCAGACACAUUUUGAAGAAAAUCACAGUCAUGAAGACAAGGCUGUUUUACAACAGCUAAAAGGAUUUUUUGGUAAAGCCAAGAAGCUGUUGAGUAAACAGGAAGAGCAGUCUGGGGAGGUUGUGGAUGAUAUCAUUGAUGUGACUGACGAGAGGCCCGUUGGGCCAAUUACAACCUCAGCCUGUGUUGGAGGAUUUGAUGUGUCGUCUUGGCCCCCUCAAGAAUUGGGGGCUGUGUGCGAGCAUUACGACUACUUCAGGGGUCAACGUGGCACAAGGAUAGACCGUAGCACUGUUGAAACCAACAAGCUACUGAUCCGUUUGGAGAAACUAGUGAAGUUUAACGUUGAAUGCAGCGAGCCAUCCAAACGUAAAGGUAAACGAGCCCGAAAAGCCUUUGAAAAGACGGUUGUGCCAUGGAAGGAUGAUUCCUCCACAAAGUUUUGCCCAUUUUGCUUGGAGCGUUUUGGGCUGUCACUUAGACGCCAUCACUGCCGCCUCUGUGGUAACAUCGCAUGCCUGAAAUGCUCCGACUUUGUGCCGGACACUGUGUGCGAAAGUGUAUUGAAGUCGGAGGAGGAGUUGUUGAAAGAACAUCGACAAAAACAAGCGCGGAAAAGCGACGGUGUAGAGGCUGGGGGAGCACAAGCUAUGAGUGGCACGCUGAGGAUUUGCAAAAAUUGUGACGGCCUGCUGGUCAUCAAACUGCAGAAGUUGAAACAAAAGGCGAUCAAGCCAGCUUCACUACUACUUUAUGAGAGGUUAACCGAGGUCAAAAACCAUUUACUGGCUCAGCUAUCGGUCCACAACCCACGGGUGGAGUUUUUAAUGUCCGGAAGUUCCAGCCACAGUCGAAACUUUCUGGAAGGUGAACGAACUAAAAUACUGAAAAACUUUGAUCUGAUCGACACGAUCAGCAAAAGGAUCCUGGCUCUCAGUGCGUCCACAUCGAGUCCUUCUCAUCAAAGGCUGUACCACAAAAUCAGGACUCAUUGUACCCUUUUCAUACAAGCCAACAUGCAGACUAUGGUUGCCCUUCCAACGAGCGAAGAGCUGCAAAGGCUUGAGGGGGAGCGUAGGGUUGCAAUCGCCCGUCGAAUCCAGGAGGAGAAGGCAGCAGAGCUGGAAGCUCAGCGGCAAGAACGAAUCCAACAUGAAAAACAGGAGCAAAGGACCCUGGAGAGGAUGAAAAAGGGCCACACCCGGAUACCCAGCUGGCCGUUAAACUUAAAUAAAAGUAAGCAGGAGACCUCGCCAACCAAACGCUCAGAAGCCGGUGCCAAGACACUGGAAGGGGGGUGGAAACCGUCAGUAGUGAGCGAAGCAGAGCUUAUGGCAUCGUCUGACAAUCCGAUGAUACAACAGAUGAACAUUAUCAAGAAUUACAUCAAGCAAGCUAAAGAAAUGCAGCGGACAGACGAAGUUAAAAUGCUACAGGACAAUUUGAGAGAACUAGAAAUGGAGUAUGGACGCCAGGCUAGGUUUUAAAGCCAGGAGGAUGGAGGAUUUUAACUUUCUAAUAAUAUUUUUCUUCUAUUUUUGGGGUGUGGGGGGGGGGUAAUGGUUUAUGAAUGAGGGUUGCAAAAUAGGCCAAAAGGUUUUUGGCUACACAAUUUUAAGGGGACUAUAUACAUAAGCUCCAAUGAUCAAGAGCUGAAAUGAUGUAUUUAUGGGACCUUGGAGGAACCCCUCCAUGGUGGGACAGGCUAGGCUAUUAAUGCUUUAGGCUUGAAGUAGUGUGUGUGGGCAACAGAUCUGGUGAUUCUGUUUGUUUUUGGCAUCUUAAUUGCCUAGAGCAGGAUUUGAACCCGGUCCUAUGGAAAAGUGUGUGAGCGCUCAACCACUGAGCUCAGUUUUCCUGAAUUUUGUUUUCUUUAUAUUUGAAAUAAAUAAAUAAAUAAAUAAAUAAGCUAAUCCCUACGGCUGUAUUAUAAACUUGGCAGUGAGAUCUGGCUCUCUGGCAGUAACAGGUUGAAUGGCUACUGCCUGUCACUCCUGAACAAAUAUAUUAACACAGGGAAGGGAGACCGGCAACAUUGGGGCUAGGUAGUUCAGUUGGUUAAAGACAGUGGACACUAUUGGUAAAUUUCAAAGACCAGUCUCCUCACUUGGUGUAUCUCGACAUAUACAUAA